Molecule: messenger RNA, 1748 nt
Organism: Bradysia coprophila
Lineage: Eukaryota; Metazoa; Arthropoda; Insecta; Diptera; Sciaridae
Source: RefSeq, a predicted model, not a curated record
CCACAAGAGUACGCAUCGUGUGUUUGUUGUUUUGACGUUUCAUUGCUGUCUAAUUAUUUCCAAUAAUAUUACUCGUAUCGCUCGUAUCUCUAUUUUGUUUACAUAGUAAUAUUAUUUACUGAAAUUUCUACAGUGCUAGUCUAAUGGACCCAAUGUCUACGAAAAGAAGUUUACCGAGCGAAGCACAUGGAAGUGCCAAAAUUCCAAAGACAGAGGAAGCAUUCGAAUUUCCGAAAGAACCAACGUUGUACUCGGAUGAUGUUGCUGUUGAAAAAAAUUUGUUUGAGUUGCGAAGAAGCUUCAUUCCGUUUAGAACUGCGGGUCCUGGACAACUUUUGAUAACAAAUGAACUGCUGACUUUCCUGUAUGAAAAGAGAGAAAAUGAUCCAGACGGUAAAGUGGAGUGUGGGAUAAUUGUAUUUCCGGUACCAGAUUUUGAGGAUGUUGUUACUGAUCCAAUCGACCGUGUCGCAGAAACUCAAGAGUAUUGGAAAAACGAAAUCGGAUCAUUCAUUUCUGCAUUAAGAGAAACCGGUGAAACUGUUGGUUACAUUGUCAGUCCAUUUUGGUACAAAAAAUUUAAUUGGAAUUCGUUGUACACAAUUUGCACACGGUCAUCGAUUAAAUACGACAUAUAUGUUCAUCUAUGCCAUGAUGAAGAAUACGAAUGGCAUCUAGAUUCUGGAUCCCCGCGUUUUCAUGCAACGAACCAUGCGUCCCCCCAAUCGAUACAGUUGAACGAACUGAAAAUUUCUGAAAAUUGGAUCCAGUCUGAUGGUGAAAACAAUACAUCUGUCUGGGUGGUUGACUCUGAACUGGCAUACAAUCAUCUUCGAGAUUAACAAAGUACAACGGAACUAUUACGAGUACUCCAGCGAUGAGACAGAAUUCGAAAAUUCAAGAAUUGAAUUAUUAUAUCAAGACAACACCACCGGGAUAUUCAAACAUGGAACAGUAAUGUGCAAAGUCGUGAGGAAAGCAUCAUCCAAUCGGACAGCUAUUCAUUUCGUUAAAUCCGAAAAAAUUGGAAGGAAUCAUUGCAAAGAUAUGCGCGAUAUUUUGAAAUGUUAACUUUUAGGGCUGAUGAAACACAUGACAUCCCUCUCUACCUCCAGCAUCGUAUACUCCAUAAGAAGGGGUUUAUUUUCUGUUGCAGUGCUGGUAACAUUAAGUGUUCAGAAUACGCAAGACAAUCUGCCAUCCCGGAGGAACCACUUUCAUUUUUUACCAACUGCCAACAUUGCAUUGUAGUCGGAUCAUAUGCAAUAAAUGAAUCAAAAGAGGCCUGUCUUCCAUCCACGUUCGGAAGUGCUGGUUGCUGUUUUCCAGAUAAAGGAGAAGCAGACAAAAAUUUUAACCAGGGUGUAACAAUUUGGGUACUGGGAGAUAAUAUCGAAAUUCCAAAACUCAUGCAUCAAAAGAGCAACCAAGUAGUUCGAGGAACAUCCGUGUCAACAGCUGUGGUAGCUGGAGCCGCUACUUUAAUUUUACCUAAAUUGAUACCGUUAAUUGACCGAUUGAAGAGGGACACAACAUUUUACUCACUAAAGUUCAAGACUUUCUUGGACAACAAUUCGGAUUCAUUCAAAUGUCCACGGCAUGAAAUCGACCGAAAGUUAAUUUUUAAUUUAGACUACUGCCUGAAUACUUUGGGCUACGAUAACAAACGCUAGUUCUCUACUAAGCUAAGACGAAUUUGUAAUGAAUUAAAUGUUGGAUUUCCAUCAAGGGAACAUCAUUUUGGUUCA